Caenorhabditis briggsae is the source of this 744-nucleotide messenger RNA. The record is from RefSeq and is a predicted model, not a curated record. Bases 1 to 744 code for a protein of 247 amino acids. Lineage: Eukaryota; Metazoa; Nematoda; Chromadorea; Rhabditida; Rhabditidae. The transcript is spliced from 2 exons.
AUGGAAGGGGAGCAAAAACAAUUUCUAUCUGAUCUGCCUAAAGGUAACUCAUCGAAUGAUGGAAAUUUAUUUACUGGUUUCGAUUCCAAACACUUGUAUUUAGACUCCUCGCCGUUCUCUGAAACGAAUAUAAAAGUGAAAGAGGAAGAUCCAUUUCUAUUCUAUCCGCUCAAAGACAACUCAUCAGCGGAUGCUGAUUUGUCUCCUGGUUGCAGUUACGAACUCUUGAAUUUAAAACUCUCACCGUUUUUUGAAACGAAUUCAGAGGUGAUUGUGGAAAAGCCUUUUCUGUUCGAUACGCCAAAAGUCAAUUUAUCAGAGGAUGCUAAUUCAAUAACUGAUGCUGAUCCUGGAUACGCAAGUUUUGACUUAACGUCAUUCUUUCAUGGUAAUUCAGAGGUGAAAAAGAGAACACCAUCUCUUUUGGACUUGCUUAGAGCAUACUUGUCACUCCCUCUACCAAAGUCAGAGGUCAAAGAGGAAAAUAUAUUUCUCGAAGGCUUUCCCAGAGAUAACUCAUCAGAUAAUGGCGAUCUUGAAUUUCUCAAUGCGGAAACUGAGUCUCAAUGUUGUUACAAGGGAAAAAAGGAAAAGCUAUCUUUCAUCAACUCAACAAGGGAUGAAGCAAGUUCUGAUGCUUCCUCAGCAAUAAAACCUAACUUAUCAACUAUUACUAACUCAACCACUGAUACACUAACAGAGGAUAAGAAUGUGGAAAGCGAAGCAACAUCCGAAGGUGAGUGA